This is a messenger RNA of Protopterus annectens (West African lungfish), 1734 nucleotides long. It is a transcript of the gene HAUS4, whose product is annotated as HAUS augmin like complex subunit 4. Gene Ontology annotation, molecular function: microtubule minus-end binding. Gene Ontology annotation, cellular component: HAUS complex. Lineage: Eukaryota; Metazoa; Chordata; Ceratodontiformes; Protopteridae. The coding region runs from base 447 to 1556 and encodes 369 amino acids. Gene Ontology annotation, biological process: centrosome cycle; spindle assembly. The transcript has 10 exons. The record is from RefSeq and is a predicted model, not a curated record.
UACAAUUACUUAAAUUAGUCAUCAGAAAAACGUUUGACAAUUGUCGCGCAGUAUAUGGCGUCACAAGACAGCUGGUGAUUGCUGAAGUCCGUUGCAAAGUCGGAAACGCGGGAGGCACGAAUAUUGUUUGCCAAUAACUUCGGCUUGAUGUGUUGUACUAUGUGGAAGUCAUGAUACGUAUGCAUAAUUAUCUGACAGUAUUAGUGUUUAAAUGCCUGGAAAUGACAUUGAAUUAGUACCGCAAGUACAACUUGUGUGAUUGUACUGAAUUGUACCUUUACGGACGUAUAAUCGCUGGUUAUUGUCAAGUGUUUCAGUGGUUGUACUGUGUGUGUGUGUAUGGGAGCUGUUAAUGACAGUAAGAAACGCAGUCCCGGAGGUUCGACGCGUACCAAACCAGACGUCUCAGAAGUUGCAGUGCGGAAUUGGGACCUUAACUAGUAAAGAUGUCUGGCUUUGCUUCUGGAAAUUUUGAAACUUCAUUUUCAUUGAAUUGUUCAGAUGUUUUGCAACAGGUGAAGAGCCGUUUGCCUCUGUAUCACUUGACUGAGGAAGACAUUGUUUCAAAACCACAGUUUUGUAAACUGUUGCAGAGCCUGUCACAGCACGUGGAUGAGACCGGCUUGAGCCAUGUACUAACUGAGCGCCAUCGAGAGGUGGAGAAAGAGUAUAAACAGCAGAAGCAGGUCUGGCUAAGGUCUGAGAUCCUCUAUAGGACCAUUAAGGAGAUGCUGAAGGAUUUCUAUGUUGGAGAAAAUAGUGGUAAAUUUUCAGAGGAAGAUAAAAAGUUCUAUGAAGUCUUGGAACAAAGCAUGAUAAUCAUGGAGUGUACAAGGUGCCUGGAUCCAAGUGAGACAACGGCACAGGAGAAACCUCUGCUGCUGAACCUGGAAACACAGGAUCUUCUUGUAUUCAGGCCAAAGCAACAGGAUUUUCAAGCAAUGAAAGAAAGACUUGUCAAAGAAAUCGAGAUUAGGCUGAUGAAGAAGUGUUUUUCAGUUCUGUGCUAUCUUCACCCUGAAUACAUGGGUGACAGUGAUGUUUUAAAGUGUGCAAAAUCUUCAAAGCUACCCGAGAUGUUGAGAGAACUAAAAGAAAAGGUCCUAAGGGAGAAUUGCAAGCUGAAGGAACAAACGGCAACUCUAGAGAGACUAAGCUUCAUGUACUCCAUGGUUCUCUUAAAUUGUCUGAGUGUUCUGCACAAAUUAGCCAGAGACUGCAGACUGAAAGUUCAAUCAGAAGUGGACCAAAUAAAGACCCAGUACUUGGAGUCCAAAUGCAGUGCUACCUUUCUCAAGUUGAGAAAGGAGGAACUUGAAAUCCUGUUGAAUACCUACACUCCAGAGAAAAUUCAAGUUCAUCGAAAAAUAAGGGACACGUUGAAUGAGAUGGUAGCAAAGGAGGAGCAAGAAAAGGCAACUGUUUCAAAAAAUGUAAGUGCCUACAUGGUGCUAGGAAAGGAAUUUGAGGAACUGGUAAAUGAAUACAAGCAUCUGAGACUGGAGAUUGAAAACAAGAAGUGGGCUUUGCAAGAGUUCAUGAAAUCAUACGAGUGACUUUGAUGGCUCUGUAUGGUAGGAAGAAGUCACGAAAAAACAAGUUGUCAACACUUUCUUGGGGUAUUCAAGCUGGGUGGUGACAUGCUCGCAUUUAAAGUAUUUUGUAUCUUCAGAUCAUGGAGUACUGAGAGAUGAAAAACUGAAUCUGUUUAUAAUAAAGCUUUUCUGUGAUGAA